GGCCGCGGAGGCGGCGUUUGUCCCUCGGGAGCCGCCGUGGCGCCGAGCGGCCCGCCGCUGUCACGGCAACCGCGGUGCCCUGCGGUGGCGGCUCCUCGUCCCGGCCGGAGCGGCGGCGCCGCCUGUCCCACGGCAGCUGGGGAUGCUGUAUUACUCUAACACAUCAUCAAAAUGAGUGAAAAGGAAGCUCAAGGAGAUCUGGAUCAAAAGGAAGAUCAAGCAGAUGUGGGUGAAUCAACAGAAAAUGCAGAAUAUGAGGAUGAUUUUGAAAAAGACACGGAAUGCCUAACUGAUGAAGAAGAAAAACAAAACCUUGGUGAAAAAGAGAAUCCUGAAGAAAAGGAAGAGGAUGUUGAAGCGAAAAUUCUUAAAAGUGCAGACAGCUUCCAAGAAGACAAUAAAGAAAUAAAAGAAAAUCUAGAUCAGCUUUCAGAGGCAGAUGCAAAUGUGAAAGUGAUAUACUCUAAUGAAAAAUAUUUGAAAUCUGGGGCAGAUAUUGAACAGGAGGACCAUGAAUCUGAUGCUGAGAGAGAAAGCUCUGUCCAGGAAUCCAAGCUGGAAAAUGAGCAGGAACUGGAUGAGGGAGAGGAUGAAGAAAUAAAGCGUUAUGUCUUGGAAAAGAUUGAAGAAGCCAACAAAGAGCUGGAAAAUCAGGCUCCUAUGGAUAAAAACAGAGAACGGAAAUUAAAAUUUGAGGAUGAAGUGGGUCUUCAAGCUGCUCCUCCAGAAGAUGCUGAAGUUGGUAAAACUGACCUUGCAAGAGCAGGCGAUGUUUCAGACAGGCUGUCUAAGCUGAGUAUUUCUGACAAGGGACAGAAAAGCAUAUCACUUUCAGCAUGUGCUGGCUUAGAUGAGAAGACAGAUGGUAAAACUGUAGCUGAAAAAGAUGAAAAUUUUGAACUCUUAUGUAUAUGUGACAUUGAAAGCCAGGGCAUUUUGGCCCCAGUGAGAGUUUAUUUUACAGAUAUUGAAACUCAACAGACUACAGAACUCUUCAGUUCUUUGCCCACUGCCUCUCAAGCAAAAGAAAUGCCUACAUCUGACUCUAAGCAGCAGCCAGAUUCUGCUUUGAAUGGUGCAAAAGAUGUGGGAAAACAGAAGACUGAGUGUGCGAACAUACCUGUGAAAAGCUCCACUUACAGUCUUACUCCCAGACAAAAAGAAUUAAGGAGGCAGAUAGAGCUAAGGAAAGAAAGACUGAAGAGAGAGGAAGAAGAAAAGAAAAGGGAACUAGAAGAAGUGAGGAGAAGGCAGAAUGAAAUGGUUUUUAAAGCUUGGUUACAGAAGAAGAAAGAACAGGUACAACAAGAAAAGCGAAUUCGUCGUGCAAAGCUGCUGGAAGAGCAGAGCAUUAAAGAGGUGCACAGGGAUCCAGAAGAAGCCUACAGAUUAUGGCUUAAAAAAAAGCACCAACAAUAUGUGAGAGAAAGACGGAUAGAAGUCUUGAGACGACAAACUGAGGAAGUGGCCUUUUUUACAAGUGCAGAGGAUUGUGACAGAGCUUUUAGAGACUGGCUGAGAAAGAAGAGAGAAGAGAAACAAGCAGCAGAGCUAGCUGCUAAAGAGAGAGCCAAGCAGCUUAGAUUAGAAGCCAGAAGAUCAAGAAAAAUGCGGAGCAUCCACUAUAUUUAAUUCCGAGCCCAAAUCCUGUUGUUUCUCAGAUCAUUACAGCUGAAAAUUUGAUGUAGCCACAGAGUUCUUGGUGACAAUCUUAAUUUUUAUGGCUUGAGCUUUCGUCCUUUGCAGCUACUAGCUUUUUGUGGUGUUUUUAAAGCUUUCAAGCAAGUUUAACAAUUAUCUUAAGUGACAAUGAUUUACUAUCUAUUUAUUUGUAAUUUAGUUGAAAAGCCUGCUUUAAUGUAUAACUCAGGAUCUUCUUGGUUUAACCAAAUCCAAAUGAGUGCAAGAUCUAUGUAUGAGGGUGGCAAAUACACAUUCCCUUCUUUAAAAGGCACUUUAUACACAGCUCCAUCAUGGAUUCCUGGAUGCAGGCUACUGUGUAAAAUGUUGAAUUUUUGGUGGAUUAAUAUUGCUGUUUGAUGCUGCUAGUGAUUAAGACUGUUCAAAGUGUUAUGUUGUUGGAAAAUGAUGUUUCUUGUAGUACUUCCUAUUGAUCUGUUGACCAGUUCUAGACCAGAGGACUGUGUUCUUUCAGGUUCCCGGAAAAUGGUGAUUGAAGACUAAUGUGUAGGUGAUUGUGCAACAGGUUUUGAAACUUACUUCUGUGAGUCAUAUUCAGUAGUUUUCUAUUCCAUGGAAUUAAAAGCUUGUGAAAAUUA
Molecule: messenger RNA, 2279 nt
Organism: Taeniopygia guttata (zebra finch)
Lineage: Eukaryota; Metazoa; Chordata; Aves; Passeriformes; Estrildidae
Gene: CCDC181
Product: coiled-coil domain containing 181
Molecular function (GO): microtubule binding
Source: RefSeq, a predicted model, not a curated record